AUGGCUUCCGGGUUCACCAAGGUUCGUAAGGUGAUUCAUACUCAAGAGGAAACCCCGGAAAAGAGGAAACCCUGGAAAGAAGAGGGAAACCCUGGAAAGAAGAGGAACCUGGGAAGAGGAAACCCUGGAAAGAGGAACCCUGGAAAGAAGAGAAACCCGAAGGAAACCCUGGAAGAAGAGGCCCUGAAGAAGAGGAACCCGAAAGAGGAACCCGGAAAGAGGAAGCCUGGAAGAAGAGAGGAAACCUGGAAAAAGAGAAGCCGGAAAGAGAAGCCUGGAAAAGAAGAGGAAACCCUGGAAGAAGAGAAGCCCUGGAAAGAAGCCGGAAAGAGGAAGCCUGGAAAGAAGAGAGAAGCCUGGAAAGAAGAGAAGCCUGGAAGAAGAGAAGCCUGGAAAGAAGAGAAACCUGGAAGAAAGAAACCCUGGAAGAAGAGAAACCCUGGAAAGAAGAAGCCCUGGAAGAAGAAACCCUGGAAAGAAGAGGAAACCCUGGAAAGAAGAGAAAACCCUGGAGCGAAGAGGAAACCUGGAGAGAAGAGGAAACCCUGGAAAGAAGAGGAAACCCUGGAAAGAAGAGGAAACCCUGGAGCGAAGAGGAACCCUGGAAAGAAGAGGAAACCCUGGAAAGAAGAGGAAACCCUGGAAAGAAGAGGAAACCCUGGAGCGAAGAGGAAACCCUGGAAAGAAGAGGAAACCCUGGAAAGAAGAGGAAACCCUGGAAAGAAGAGGAAACCCUGGAACGAAAAAUAA
Messenger RNA from Homarus americanus (American lobster), 750 nucleotides. Its product is annotated as golgin subfamily A member 6-like protein 22. The record is from RefSeq and is a predicted model, not a curated record. The transcript is spliced from 2 exons. The coding region runs from base 1 to 750 and encodes 249 amino acids. NCBI's taxonomy places the organism in Eukaryota, Metazoa, Arthropoda, Malacostraca, Decapoda, Nephropidae.